Rotaria sp. Silwood2 is the source of this 486-nucleotide messenger RNA. Lineage: Eukaryota; Metazoa; Rotifera; Eurotatoria; Philodinida; Philodinidae. The record is from the annotation of a GenBank genome assembly.
AUGAAACUACUUGAAUCGAUUAUAUUAACUACGGUUAUUAUUAUUACAGGUAUUGGCGUAUUUUUUACUUUAAUUGGUUUAACAACUUCAAAUUGGUCAAGAAAUGGUUAUGGUCUUUGGAAUUGUAAUAAUGUUUGUUCAAAAUCUACUGCUACUUUCGCUAUUUUAGCUCUUCUUUUUCUUGUUAUUAGUAUUAUCAUAUUAGUUACUCUUCUUCUUCGUUUAUUUCCUGAAAAAUUACGCAUUCUACCUUUAGGUUUACUUAUGAUUGGAACAUUCUGUCUUCUGAGUUCAACUGGAUGUUAUUUACGACAUUUUCGACUUGUUGGUUAUAGUUAUGAAUUAAUAGAUACAGCUCAUGGUUUUGUUUUUCUUGCUUCUGUUUUACUUGCUUUUUGGUAUGGUAUAACAAUGAAUGAAAGAGUAGUUACAAAUGCUGCGGGGUCUACAAUAUCAUCAUCAACAAUUGAUUUUCCUUCGUCGUAA